Molecule: messenger RNA, 2075 nt
Organism: Drosophila serrata
Lineage: Eukaryota; Metazoa; Arthropoda; Insecta; Diptera; Drosophilidae
Gene: AsnS
Product: asparagine synthetase
Cellular component (GO): cytosol
Molecular function (GO): asparagine synthase (glutamine-hydrolyzing) activity
Source: RefSeq, a predicted model, not a curated record
CCUCUCCAUUCAAUUUUUGCACUUCGCUACGCGCGGUACUAGCUUGUAUUAAAUUACUUUAAUUAAAUUCGUUAAGGAAACCAUACAUAAUGUGCGGCAUCUUUUCCAUAUUUUCACGGGAUGGAGAACCGAUUCCCCCGCAAAUCCUGCAUGGAAGCAAACACAGCUUGAGGGAGCUGGCCUACCGGCAAAGUGGAAAGCAGCGGCAUCGAGGGCCGGACUCCACGGGCGUCUAUGUAAUCGCCUCGGAAGGAGUGGCCAUGGUGCACGAACGCCUGCGGAUCGUGGGUGUGGCGGAAGGCGAUCAGCCCUUUGUCUCCGAGGAUGGGAACCUCAUCCUGGUGGCCAACGGAGAGAUCUACAACUACCUGGAACUAUCGGCGGAGAUUGCCAAGAGACGUGGAUCCUACAACCCCAAAAGCGAUUGCCACGUGAUUCUGGAACUCUACAAGGAUUACGGAGUGGACCUUCUGGAUCAUAUGAGCGGGAUGUUUGCGUUUGCCUUGUAUGAUCGAAGGACUAAGGAGGUCCUGCUUGCCCGUGAUCCUGUUGGUAUUAUACCCAUGUAUGUGGGAGAGGAUGAGGCUGGAAACCUGUGGGUUGCCUCGGAGAUGAAAUGCCUGGUGGACACCUGCCCAAAGGUGGAAACUUUUACGCCAGGGGAGGCUCGUUUUGGAAAGGUAGGCCGGCUGCAAACCUGCUGGCAAUUCCAGCAGCCCUGGCUCAAGGAGGUUCCUAGCCAAGCCUGCGAGUUGUCAUUACUUCGUUCCAACUUGGAGUCGGCGGUUCGUAGCCAUCUGCAUUGUGACGCCCACUUUGGAGCCCUACUGUCUGGAGGAGUGGAUUCCAGUCUCAUAGCUUCUAUAGCUACGAAGAUUAUGAGGGAGCGGGAUCCCAACUACCGAUUGAAGACAUUUUCGGUCGGUCUACAGGAUGCACCCGAUUUCGAGGCUGCCAGGCAUGUGGCCAAGUUUAUAGACAGCGAUCACAAGGAAAUAAUCUUCGAAAUCGAUGACGCCCUUGAUGGAAUCAGGGAUAUUGUCUACCACCUGGAAACGUACGAUGUCACCACUGUGAGAUGCAGCUUGCCCAUGUUGCUGCUGGCCAGAUACAUCAAGAGCACUGGCAUCAAGAUGAUCCUGUCCGGCGAAGGAGCGGAUGAACUAUUCGGCGGUUAUCUGUACUUCCACAAGGCUCCAAACUACGAGGACUUCCACGAGGAGUUGGUGAAGAGAGUGCGCCAGCUGCACUUAUCCGAUUGCCUGAGGGCCAACAAAGUGGCUAUGGCCAAGGGAGUGGAGCUGCGAGUGCCCUUCCUGGACACGGGAUUUGUAAACCAUGUGAUGCAGAUCCGACCGGAGGACAAGAUUCCAGGACCGCUCAACAAAUUCGGAGGGGAGCAGCAUAAGCGGCUGGAGAAGUACGUCCUGCGAGCUGCCUUUGCGGACAACUAUCUGCCGGACGAUGUUCUGUGGCGGCAGAAGGAACAGUUUUCCGAUGGAGUGGGCUAUGACUGGAUCGACAGCAUCCGGCGAGUGGCCACGAGCCAUGUGACGGAUGAGGAGUUCGCUGGCGCAGCCCUCCGAUUCCCCUUUAACACGCCCAGCACCAAGGAGGCGUACUAUUACCGCAGCAUAUUCGCCGAGCUAUUUCCUGGGGAGUCCGCUGCCCGAACCGUUGUGAGGUGGGUGCCCCGUCUGGAUUGGGGCUGUCCGGAGGACCCAUCUGGAAGGGCUCAAGCCGUCCACCAGGUUAACAAAGACUGAGAACUUAACUUAAUUAAUUAAAUUAGUCAUGUACAAAAGAAUACAUAUUUCUAACAAAUAGUCGACUCGAGAGGCGUUCAAUUAGCUUAAAUAUGCACUUAUUUAGCCAUCUGAUACGGCGCCAGGUCUACAGUUACAACGUUUUUCGCCAUAUGGGCUCAAUUGAAGGCACGUGCAGUCUACUUGGCAUCAGUAUACAUUUGUUUGAAUAUGAAUAUGUAUGAAAAAAUAACAACUGUCAAUUACAAUUAAUAUGCAAAGUAAUAUGUACAUAUUACUCUUUGAUAAUAAAAACGUCAAUCAAGACUA